CCAGGGUCGAUCUAGAUUUUGAACCAUAAUAUGUCAAGAAGAAGGCGGAGGAACUGAUGACGACAAGACAAGGGCGCGUACACUUUGACUGUUUUUGCAUUACAUUGUCUGGUCUUGGCAAUGGACACGAAAUUCUCGGACCAGCCGGACCUAGAGAGUAUCCAGCCAGAAAGACUCAUAAAGUAUCGGGUGAGCGAUGAUGGCUUCGCUGCUGAAGUGCUGCUGCCGGGUUUCACAUACACAGACUUUGACCAGAAAAUCGGAGGAAAGCUAAAUCUCUGGUCAUUGGCGAAAGUUUUUGAAGCAAUAAGGUUUACGGUUCUUCCUAAAGGGUUUGGUCAUUUUCCCAGGUUAAAGGACGAUGGGCAUUCCAUGUUUAUGGCCAGUGCGUUGUACAAAGUCACCGAUAAAGGCAAUGAGGUUACAUCACACUCUUACUGGGGAUUGCACACCCCUUUUCUGGCCAAUCUUAAAAUAUUUUAUGCCGGUACCUCAGCAUUCAGCUUUAACAUCCUGCUUAGCGACUAUAGGAGUGGCGAGACUCUUGUCAAAGCGGAGAUGUCAUUUGUGUACGUUGAUUUCAAAACACGGAAGCCAUGCCCGUUUCCUGACUGGUACAAUCAGCUCAAAGAAGGGCAAGAACUUACAAAGCCUUCCGAGAGACUGGUUACGCCAGAUAUUCCACAUGAAGCAUUCAAGUUUGACCUGCAGUCUGCGUUUAGUGACAUAGAUCACAACGGGCAUGUUAACCAGUCUGUGUAUGUGAAAUGGUGCACGGAUGCUGGAACGGAGGCGGCCCUGAAGGGUCACUACUCUGGAUUCAAGGGAAACAUAGGAACAUACCCUAUGAAUACUUUUGAAUUGAAAUACGUUGGAGAGGUGUUGGCCAAUGAACCUGUCGUGAUCAGCACCUGGCAAGACAAGGACAAUCAUCUUGUGUUGCAUUUUGUAAUUUCAAAAGAAAGCAAAGUAGCAGUAGUUGCAAAAUUUAUCUUUUUAUCUUUGGAAUAUCAACCAAAAGUUAAAUUGUAAGGUUGUGUUCUGUUGUGUUCUGUUCUGUCAAAACUUACGGGUGUUUUCAAAACUUGAAGGUGAACUAAAAUGAUGUGUUAUUGUUAUUGUCGUAUGAUACUGGAAUCCUAUGGUCUGGUCCUAUCAUUAUGUUUUGUUUGAUAUACUCAGUUGUCAAAUAAAGCUCUGGUGGCAUAUUAAACUGUUUCCUUUUAUGAUUGUGGGUGUUGUAAUGACACUAAACGUUAGUAAAUGUCGCAAAAACUUGUCCAAUACUCGACAAUUGUUCAGAACUUUGUUAAAGUUAACAACUCUGUUAACGUCAUUAUUGUUAACUUUCAAAUAUUUCCUACCAUUAAAAAUGCACUCUUAUUCCCAAAUAAGAUUUACCACAAUUAAAAUAUUGUUCUAAAUUCCAAAAAGGAUGA
Molecule: messenger RNA, 1439 nt
Organism: Mya arenaria
Lineage: Eukaryota; Metazoa; Mollusca; Bivalvia; Myida; Myidae
Exons: 3
Coding region: 121-1032 (303 amino acids)
Source: RefSeq, a predicted model, not a curated record